AUGGACGACACAUCGUGGGGGAAAGCGUCGAUCAUUUACAAAUAGCAGUUGCCAUCGUAGAUCAUGAAGAAGCCAAAGAGAGUGUACAAGCAGAAAUUACUGUUAAGUGAAGGCACGAAACUGAAGUUAAAGAGAAUUUGUGAAUCUGCUAAUGAGGUUGAAGUACCAAAACUUUUGUUAAAGUGCUUGGAAGAAGAUGAUACCACAAUACAUUGUGCUUUGUUAAAAAAGGCUGGUACUGUUUUUCCAGAUGAAUGCAAAAUCAAGCUGUCAUCUGAUGAGGCUCACACAUGUCUUGCUGCUCUGGCUGAAUUUUAUGUAAAAUGUGACUCAAAAAAUCCUUCAAAGAAAAUUAUUUCAAGUGUUUUUGAUGGUUUGCCACAAGGUUUUCCCUCUGAAGUUCUAAGCUCAGUGAUUGUAGAGAAGAUAAGUCAUGCAAGAGAUGUCUUAAUGCUGGCUGAAGAUAUAAAUAUUCGACAUUAUGUAGAUAUGAUAGCUGAUAUGUUGGAUUCAUUUACUCUUGGAGCUGAUGUACUUCUUACCAAUGGCCAUUUGGUAUUCAAAUUUCUUGGCUUGUGUUUAAAAGAGCAGUGGAAAGUUGCCAAAGCUGAGCGAUCUCUGGCUUUGCAGACCUCUCUUAUGAUGGACUGUUUAGCAGUUAUAAAGACAAUAAUUUCUUUUCUUCAGAAAUCCAGUUCUGAGACAAAUUUAUGUAAUUUGUUUGACCAGCUCGCCUUGUCAUGUGUUAAAAAAGAAGAUGCUGGUCAUAAUAGUUAUAAAGACCUUAAUGCAAGUCUUGACGCAGGCCAGUUAUGUGGUAGCAGCUACUCAGAUGCUCCAAUAACUGUGAAGCUGUGGACUGAUUUGAUGACAGAAAUGCUGAUAGACCUUUGUGGUGUUUUGUUUGAUGAUCUAUUUUUCCUUGACUGUCAAUUAACAGCUGGAAUGGCCAUUCUUGCUGUUAUCAAAGUGAUGUGCCCAGCUCAAAGUGUUGUGUCAACAAUUGGAAAGUUGAUUUUCCCCUCUCAUGCCCCAAGUGGACACCUACCUUUUUCACCCUUGAGUGAUCCCAAAAUCAUUUCUAUCUUUCAAAAUUCUCCAGGAAUAACCAGUUUCUCACACCUGUGUCUUUGCCGAGGAGUCUUGGCUAUAAUUCCCCUUCACAUGCUGGUUGAGACCUCAGAGGUCAUAUUAGAUGGUCAAAGUAAGCAUGGAACUCUGAUGUUUGACGCUUUGUUUCCAGACUUGUGUUCUCUUUGUGACAGCCUUAAAGAAUGCAAUACAUCCAUUAUAGCCUUUCGUACUCUGACUCUGUGGGCAAAUCAGGCAAGACAAAUAGCCACUAGUAAUCACUGUGAAGGUUCUUGGCUUAAAGAAAAGUUAUAUGGCACAUCACCAAUUCCAACCAAGCUUCUGAAUUAUGUCUGGACUCAUUGGGACCAUCCAGUUGAGGGAGUGAGAUACCAAACCAAAGCAGUAUGUGAACAUGUUGUCAACCUACACUUGAUUGUUGGACAGUCUGAUCCUUCAAAAGAAGACUUCCUACAGGACCUAGCAGCAUCUCUUUUGAAUGUCAGCUGGCAUGUAAGAGGAAAAUAUGGCCCCCUGUGUUGUAUUACAUCUGUUGUGGGAGCCAAAAAAAUGUUGCAGUGGUUUUCAAAUAUCCCUCAGGAUAUGUUUCCAUUGAUGAGUGACAGGAACCUCGCCCCUCAUGUAAUGGAUUUUAUAGAGCAGAUGACAAGUUCUCACAAGCAAGAAAUCGUGGACAGUGGGGAAGAUAUCGAAGGAUGGAUGGAGGUAUGGAUUGUUCCAUUUCUCAAUUUUAUUUGCUGUGGUAGCAGACUUCUGAGGGAAAACUUGGCUCAGUUUUGUCUCCCAAAGUUAUUGAGGGGCUGCCCUGAAAGCCUACAGUUUCUUGUUGAGUAUCUUCAAGAAAACAAAGGAGUAAAAGAAAGUAACCUUGGGACCUUGGUUACCUGUUUAAAAAUUGCUCGUUCAUCAGGACUAAUGGAUUUUUAUAAGACAGACCAAGAAAAUGCUUCUUUUGGACAUGGCUCAUUGUGGUGUGGGGUGGUUCCAGAACAGCUUAUGAGGAAGGCAUUGUGUCAUUUGGAUGAUCAGAUUCGUAUUGAUGCCCUUGGACUGCUGUGUGAUUCUCCACGAGCAACAGAGUUGAUUACAGAGCUGGAUUUACAACUGCUUCAGCUCUUUAUACCACACAACAUGAACAACCAGGCACCUUCCUUCAGACAACAAGCUAGAACACAUCUAAAAAGGUUGCUAAUGAGACUGAAAGAGUGCAUCAGGAUAUCUAACAAAGCUGUUAAAAAGAAGAAAGAUAUCAGUGAGAAGAAACAGUUUCAUGAACAACAACUCACUUUCUAUUGGACAUUUCUGCAGUGGUUUUGUGCCUAUCAGUUUGAUUCCUUGUUCCCAAGUGCAUCAUUUACCCGUCGCACAACAGCUUUGAGCAAUUUGAUGCUCAUCAAGGACAUAUUUGGUUUUAAAGAAGAUGAUGAUUCUACAGGGAAGAGUUUUAAUAUGAGUGAGGUCAUGUCCCCAGAUAAUAUCCAUAUUCUUCUGGAUUGCCUGAUUGAUUCCUAUCAAACCAACAAGACAAUGGCAUAUGACUUACUUGUGGCAUCUCCCUCCAAGCAGCUGCCAUUUCAGGAAGAGAAGUCUUUGCUUGCUUGGCAAAGCAUGAUUGAUCGGUUGGUUUCCAGUCCUCGCGCAGUAGAUGCUUCAAGUGCUGCAACAUUGCUUACCCUUCUGGUGGAGAAGUGUGAAUUACCGCUGACAUUUGUUAAAUCUGAGACUGAACAAGAGUAUGUAGAAUCGGAAUCCAAUGCAACAUGUCCACAAGCCCUGAGGGUGGUGAAGUAUCUUACUAAUUUGCUCGAGUCACAUCGUUCAGCUGCUUCAAAGAACCUGUAUUUGACUGGCGCCCAGGCUCCUAUGCAUGGUGUUCUUUAUUGCCUCAGAGCAGUCCUGGGUUACGUCUCAUUGAGCUCUGUCUCAGACGAUAAACAUUGGCAGAGUCUCAUCUCACAUUUAAUAGAAAAGUGUAUUUGUACAGCAGACAUUGUUUCCCCCGUUGUCACGAGUUCAUCGCCUGAAGGAUUUAUGAUUUAUGAUAGUGAAGACAACACAAACCAGAUCCCUCAACAGUCAGUUUUGGAAGAAAGUCAUGUAAUGGCCCCUGCAGCCCAGAUUCUUUUGGUCUGCUGCUGGAGGACCAUGAAGGAGGUAGCGCUGUUGUUGGGAGAGCUGGUUGAAAAUGCUCCAGUGUAUCUUGAAAACAGCAAGCAUGGUUUGAUACCUACAAAACAGAUAUGUAACAUCGGAGACUUUUUCACUAAAGUUCUCCUGACUUCAAAGCACAGGGGAGCUUUUGAGUUGGCCUACACUGGAUUUGUGAAACUUUGUACAGUGUUGUGGAGGAGUACAGAUACAGAGCUUUGCGAGUUACCAGCGCAGUGGCUCCAGACAUUAUUAGAGGAUCUUACGAGUGAUUCACCUUCAGAAGCUUUGUGUGGGACAAGGCGAAGUGCUGGUGUGCCCUUCUUUAUUCAAGCUAUUGUGACAACUGAACCGUCUGCUGCUGGAAACAAGUGCUUCAGACAAGUCACGGCUGAAUUAUUGCAGGUUGCUGCCAAUCCCACUGACAUUUCCAGGAUUUCUGAUUCAACCCUUCCACAGGUUUGCUUUGAAAAAUUAGAAUUCAGCUUUAGUUCUAGUUAGUUAAGAGUAACUUCAGGAAUUGUUAUCAUGGCUCCGUUUCCUUCCCAGGUUCACGCUUGCAACAUCCUCCGCGCCCUAUAUCGUGACACCAAACUUGGCGAGGCCGUGUUUCCUUUUGUGUCUGAAGGGGUAAUUGUCGCCAUUGAUGGAUUCCUCUCUGAAAGUUGGGCAGUACGGAACUCGUCGACAAUGCUGUUUAGUGCACUGGUGACCAGGAUAUUUGGAGUGAAACGAGGAAAAGAUGAACAUUCAAGAAAAAACUGUAUGACAGGAAGAGAGUUCUUCUCCAGAUUUCCAGAGCUCCAUUCAUUCUUCCUCCGUCAUUUGGAAGUUGCUUGUCGAGGAAUUGAAAGGGACACCAUCCACGCUAGCAUCCAUCCAGUACUUGUUAUGUUGGCUCGUCUGUAUCCAUCACCUAUGGAUGGUGUUGACUCUACACUCAAUAUGGCGCUGUUUGUACCCUUUGUCAUCAGUUGUAGAAAAAGUUUGGUUAUGAAGACCAGGAUUAUGUCAGCACGUGCUCUUGUUCCGCUAGUGUCCGGUGAUCUCUUGAUUCAAACUCUUCAAGAGCUUCUCGUGUCUCUUCCAGUGAGCUCAACUGGUGAAAUAAGACAGAAUCAUGUUCAUGGAACUUUACUCCAUAUUUUUCAUUUAUUAAGUGGCCACGCCCUUGAUGCAACAUUGUCCGCCACAAUUAAGACGAAGAUUGUGACCAAUGUUCUUCCUCAGCUGAAGCAUCCGGCAUGGCUUGGCACACGGUCCAACCCCUGUGCAGUGUCAAGGUCAGUUUUCUUGGACAUUGUUCUUCAUUUUGUAGUGGACUGGUCUUGGAUCGAUCUCCCAGACGUAUCUAAGAAUGGCUUGCUUAGCCUGAAGCAAUGGUUUGAAUUUGUAGCAAUUGAGGAAACUGUGAAAAAUCAAACGUCCUCAGCCGUCAUUGGAGACGUUUUUGUAAAGAAGUCGGCAGCCGAGAUAUUUCUCAAAGCAUGCGAGGAGUUACCAUCUGCUCCUAACAGCAAAUCUCGCAUACCAGUAACAUCACAGGCUCAGGGUGAUAACCAGGGCUCUGCUGAAAACUUGGUAACCACGGCUAAUUGUUUUGAAGUGAUUCAACAUCUCCAACAGUCUUCAGAAUACGAAGUGCGACUGGUUGUACUUCAAUUCAUCGUCUCUCACUUGCCCUCUAAAGAGAACACGGACUUUGAGACUAAAGCUGAAUUAGAAGAGAAUACCCCUAAUGAGAGAGAACAUCGCUGGAUAUUUUUGGAACUUGAAGAAAAUAUAAAAAGCCAGUUGUUUACAAUGGCUGUGAAGUCAGAACAUCAUGAUGAUUGUUUAGUACAGGUCUUUCAAGCCUUGUACAAACUUCCAGACUCCUUGUCUUUCCCUUGGAAACUGUCUUCAGGAGAUAAAGUCUCUUGUUUUCAGUGCUGGAAAUUCGUUGCAGACCUUGCUACCUCACCUAGUCAAAGGGAUGAUCUCAAGUGCUCGCUGUUGACGUUUUUGUCCAGGAUGGUUUCUGUAGUACAUGGAAUGACCAAAAGUGAGGACCCAACCAUUGUUAUGGAAGCAUCAGAAGCCCUUUCACAAUUCUCAAAUAUAACUCUGCAUACGAGUUCACCUUCUGAAAGAAUGGAGCUGCGGCUAUGCACAGCACAGGUCCUGGGCGAUACAACAGUUAUCGGUGUGAUGGUGGAUUUUGGUACAACUUUGAGUGAAGUACGCUUUCGUCUGUGGACUGUUCUUAUAACUCUGCUUCAGGACGAUGAGCCUCUGGUCAGAGACAAAAUAUCUUACGGGUUUUCUACUUUGUUACAAGUAAUUGAGACCUCGACUGUGGUUUGUACCUUACCCUUUGGAAGUUUUGCCGUAGUUGCUCCUCUCUCACUUGAGAAUGCCAUGUUUUGUGUGUGGUCCUUGUUCUUUGAUGAAGAACCUGUGGCUUGUGUGUCGUGGAUGUUGGACUGGAUUUGUGGCGACCUGGUUUGUGACAGUGAAGACUCUGAUCGGGCAAUUCUCAUUUCAGACAUGGAUCGUCUCUUUGAAAAAGGACCUCUCAACAUUUAUUCUGAGGAUUGUGUUGUGACGCGAGUGGCCUGGGAAACUGUAAAAUAUGGAAUGGAAUGGAAAAACGGAUGUGCUCUAUUGACUCUUCAGCAACACAAAUCAACACUGACUAUCUCCUUGAAAGAGCGGUUGGAAAAUUGUCUCUUGUUCCUUGAGAAUCUCAUGCUAAAUAACUGGAACGUUCCUGCAAAUUUUAAUUACUUUUAUCGAGGACUUGUUGGAAUUGCUGUAAUCACCUUGUUAAAAGAAAAACUGGAAGAAGGAAUUGCUUCUCCUCUGACGAACAGAAUUGAUGCAAUAGUUCAUGCAGUUAAAAAACCUUCUGAUACUGGAGGAAUUUUAUCUCAUCCAAAGACACAGAAGUGCCUUGAGGAAUUAAAUAAAUUUCUUACUUCUUGAAUUACUUAGGAUACAUGGUGUAUUCGUGUGACACGACCUACAAUCUGCUGCUUAAAUGUAAUAA
Molecule: messenger RNA, 6271 nt
Organism: Pocillopora verrucosa
Lineage: Eukaryota; Metazoa; Cnidaria; Anthozoa; Scleractinia; Pocilloporidae
Source: RefSeq, a predicted model, not a curated record